Messenger RNA from Phlebotomus papatasi, 2355 nucleotides. RefSeq names its product protein germ cell-less. Bases 425 to 1930 code for a protein of 501 amino acids. Gene Ontology annotation, molecular function: protein binding. Lineage: Eukaryota; Metazoa; Arthropoda; Insecta; Diptera; Psychodidae. The record is from RefSeq and is a predicted model, not a curated record. The transcript is spliced from 7 exons. Gene Ontology annotation, biological process: germ cell development.
UGCAAAAAGUCUGCAGAAAACACUAGCAUGACGUCAUACUCUGGGCUUCUCAUCUGGCGAUCAUAUGGUUUUGUUUUUUAUUUAUUGGAUAUUUUGAUUUAUUUCGGACACAUUUUAAUCAUUCUCCUGCAAAAAAUUACACGAUAAUAUGCAAAUAGUGUGCAUCAAUUGGCAACAAGUGAGACAAUUUAAGUGUUUAUAGUGAAAAAAGUGUGCAAAAAUCCAACGUGGUGCCAUAAAACUGUCGAAAAGGGCGUGUACUGGAGCCCUCUCCGGGAAUCUAUUUGCGUGCAGUUUGGACGACGAAGUGGUCACGAUUUCUAGAGUCUCAUGCGAGGAAAACGAGACGACUCUGCUACACAGUGAUAAUUUUGGCCCGAUUUCUUUGUGAGGGAUUGUGGUUGGAGAAGCUUUAGGUGCUGCAAUGGGAGCAUAUUUGAGCAGUUUCAAGAGUGCCAUAGAAGGUGUUGGACUUUCAGCCACUGGAGCCAGAAAACGAAAGCACAGUGAAAGCUCUGAUGAAUUGCGCUGUGAAGAACAGCCUCUCAAGAGGAAGAAGCUGAUGACCACUGCACAGUAUGUCUAUCAGGUGAUGUUCAAGGAAGAGCACAAAUCAGAUGUGGCAGUCCGAUGUCUCGGCCGGACUUGGCAUCUGCACAAAGUCUAUCUCUGCCAAAGUGCCUACUUUUCUUCCAUGUUCGGGGGCUCAUGGAAGGAAUCCGACCGAGACUUCAUCAAUAUCGAGAUCAUCGAUCCAAAUAUCAGCAUAGAAGCCCUCGACGCCGUUUUUGGCUCGCUCUACCUCGAUGAAAUCACUCUCAAUAAGAACGUGAUAAUUCCAGUAUUGGCAACAUCGGCUCUAUUUCAGCUCAAUAGCCUCAUUGAGAAGUGCUCAGAGGUUAUGAUUGAGUCGAUAGAUCCCAUUACUGUGGUAGCUUUUUACGAGGCAGCCUGCCAGUAUGGUGUUAAAAAUGUCCGGGAUGCUGCUUUUGAGUGGCUUCAAGUUAACUUUCUCAAUUACUACAUGAAACAUCUGAAAUUGCUGAAUCAAGUGAAUCUGGAAUUGAUGUACAAACUUAUAUCUAGUCCAGAUUUAUUUGUCAUGCAGACAGAAUAUGCCAUUUACUAUUUGUUGAAGAAUUGGAUCUACUUUCAACUUCAUCCGGGUACAGAAACCAAUCCACGUAGUGAUCUCAAGGCAGUCAUACAGAAUUUUUAUAACAAUCUCAGCAAAUCAAAACCAUUUCUGGAGACGAGGCUGGGCAAAAAAUAUGAAAUACUCUUCCGGGCAUUGCGACUCAAUUACCUGCUCAAUCAUCAUCGAGACAUUGAAAUAAUCCUCAAGGAUAAUAUCAUACCACAUGAUUGGAUCUAUACGCCUAUUCUUCAGCAAUGGGAUGCAAUGCUGUGCUUCGAUGAAUCCACGUACAAUGGACCUGCAGAAUGCGACGAAAAGACAUUCGGGGAGUCUUGUAUGCGUUGCGGUCGGGUGCUACAGAGUGAGGGCUUCCAGAAGUGGAGAUGGACAGGAUUCAAUUUUGGCCUUGAUCUCGUGUUCAUUGUAGAUACAAGAAAUCUAUCGAUUAAGCGUAAUCACCGUCCGGAAAAUGAGAGACUUCUGAGUCUUCAAGUAAAGCGACAAUUCCUUGCAAGAGUAACAAUUCUCACAGUAAAUGAAAACUCCCAAGUGAAGCGGCGUCAAAGUUCGGGUAUAAAAGCUCUAACGCUGGAGAAAAAUGAAGAAGUGACUCUGUUGCAGUUUGACAAAGACCUAUCGUAUCCACUUCUCAUAUCCAUCAACAUCCUCACCGUGUCCCCUAGAAUACCAGCGGACAAAAUCCAUACCAAGGCACAAGUGACUUCUGGGAGUUCCAGCGACAAUCCCAGUCACCUCAACGAAGUAAAUUUGAGUCACAAUGAUGAUGAAUAAGAUGGUGUUUCUAACAAUUAGCGUAUGUUAUGUAAAUUAUUAACAUGUGGAGUUCAGUUACUCUUUUCCUCAAAAAAAAAGGUAUCCUCUUUAUUACCUUUUAAUAUUGUUUUUCAUACAAAUGAAAUUGCAAUACGUGAAUAAUUGUAUUUUUUUUAAGGCAAUUUACCAUGAAUCCUCUUCUACAUUCACAAAAAAAAAUAAAGAAGUCAAUUGAGGUGAUUUCCUCAGUAUAUAUUUUUGGAAGUGUUCAAGUGUUAGUCGAAGAGGAAUCAUUGCAAAUUCUUUCACACUACAAUCGUACAAAAAAUCGUGAAAUUACAAUAUAUAUUUUCUACGAUUAAACUUACUUUUUUUUCUUCUCUUUUUGUACUACUAAUGCUACCAUUGUAAGGUUGCAAAAUAAAAUGGAAUUAACAAGUGUU